Phytophthora nicotianae INRA-310 is the source of this 1662-nucleotide messenger RNA. RefSeq lists its product as hypothetical. The transcript has 3 exons. The coding region runs from base 39 to 1526 and encodes 495 amino acids. Lineage: Eukaryota; Oomycota; Peronosporomycetes; Peronosporales; Peronosporaceae. Gene Ontology annotation, molecular function: oxidoreductase activity. The record is from RefSeq and is a predicted model, not a curated record.
CAGAUGCUCUUUGUCGAAUACCGAGGCGACUCCAAGUGAUGGUUGUGCGCGUGCUGCUGGUGCUUGCUGUGCUGGCAGCGACGGCGAACGCGAAAGCCACGCGAGUGCGAAAGAGCUGGGCGGCAUAUAGCAACGAUGAGAGAGAACUGUAUCUGAGCGCUUUGGAGAAGGCCAUGACGUCGGGGAAUCACAUGCUCUUCACGCAGGUUUAUAUGGACUCAGGCAGUCUGGAUCAGGUCGUAGGCACUUGUGGAGCACCGGCGUGGUACCGCAAGUACCUACUCGGCUACGAGAACAUGUUGCGCUCGCUGGACACGAGUUUCAGCGACCUGACACUUCCGUACUGGGAUAUCUUCGAAGACUCGGCCAAACGCAUCACGACGACCACGGAAUGCAACGGUAUUGUGGGAUGCUCGCCGAUUCUGGAGGAUCUCGGAGGCUGCAAGGGCCCCAAAAUCAUGGCUGGAGCGUAUGUCGUGAACGGUGAGGCCAUUCCAAGCGGAAACUGCGCGAACUCCAGCGUGGCAGCACAUGCCUGUACAAACAGCAAAAAAUGCGAGAAGUGCAUACCACGAGGAGACUGGGAUAUCGGCGAUUCGUCGUUGGAAUUCGGCCCCACCACUUUCACAGAUUUAAUUCGACAUGCCAGCGAAGCCAACGGCACAACCAGUAGCGGUGCCUCCACGAUGGAUACACUGCGCAAGGAAGUCCAGAACUCUAUUCAGAUGACUCUGCACAGUAUUCUUGGGGGCGUGUAUGAGACCCGUGCUGCUGCUUUUGACCCAAUCUUCCUCAGUCACUACGCAACUAUAGAUAUGGUGUAUCAAUUCUUCCAGAGCUGCAACCAGAGCAUUCCCCUGACCGAAUCCUGUAAAGGAAAUGGCAACGUGAAGAUUUCUCCGACUGCUACGAUCCCCAUGAAAAUCAAGAGCACAACUGUCGAAAAACACGCCGAUCUCGGUGCGUUUUUCAAGAACGUCGGCACCAGUUUUAAGAGCAUGAACUCCUUCGCUGUCCAGUACGAGAUCGGCCCGUUCCUCCAGAAUAUGCUCAAGAAAUCGUCUCUGCAGUGCAGCACUAAAACGAGUGCCACCGGUGCGAUCUCAUACGCUACGGCUAAGAGCACGUUUGAGGAUGCUGCUGGCAUCAACACUUUGGUGAACGACUUGGUCGCGUGCGACCAGACCUCGGAGAUGAAGGGGAAGACAACAGAAGUUGCUUCAGCCUUCAUCUCGUGCCAGUUGUUGUCAUCGUUGCAAAAUGGAGUGUUCACGAAUUUCAGUACACCCGUACGCGAGUUCUUCGGUGCCACACAGGACGACCUUCCCAAGUGUGUGGGUGAUUUGGCUGCUAUCACCACCGUUGAGGUUACAGUCACACCGUCCUCGACCUGUCAGAAGGCGAUUUACAAGGACACUAGCAUCAGCACCAAGAAUGACUUCAACACAGUCAAGGACGGCUUUGCGAUCGUCACCAGAGGCGCAGAAGAUGGAAACGUACGAUACAUGAACCCGCCAGCUAGAUAAAUUUGUGUCAUCGUAGGUCAAUGGCAUGUGAGUACCGCACUGUAGUACAACGAAAUCGAUAUGUCCGUGAAUCUGUGAAUACAACUCAGUUUGCUAUGCUGGCCUUUAAGUUGAAGGCUGCAGUGGUAAUCGCACA